Messenger RNA from Closterium sp. Naga37s-1, 1745 nucleotides. The record is from the annotation of a GenBank genome assembly. Lineage: Eukaryota; Viridiplantae; Streptophyta; Zygnematophyceae; Desmidiales; Closteriaceae.
GUUUCUCACUCUUGGGAAUCGGGAUCUACUCAUUUCUCACCUGUGGGGGUGGUGGCAAGGCAUGGAGCAUCACAUCACCACAGCAGCUGCCUUCCUCCCAGCGCUCUUCCUUCUCAGACUCUCUGUGCUUCCUUCCAUCCCAUUGCUUCACCUCCAUCCCCAUUUCCCCACCUCCAUCCCCAUUUCCCCACCUCCAUCCCCAUUUCCCCACCUCCAUCCCCAUUUCCCCACCUCCAUCCCCAUUUCCCCACCUCCAUCCCCAUUUCCCCACCUCCAUCCCCAUUUCCCCACCUCCAUCCCCAUUUCCCCACCUCCAUCCCCAUUUCCCCACCUCCAUCCCCAUUUCCCCACCUCCAUCCCCAUUUCCCCACCUCCAUCCCAUUCCCCAUCCAUUUCCCCACCUCCAUCCCCAUUUCCCCACCUCCAUCCCCAUUUCCCCACCUCCAUCCCCAUUUCCCCACCUCCAUCCCCAUUUCCCCACCUCCAUCCCCAUUUCCCCACCUCCAUCCCCAUUUCCCCACCUCCAUCCCCAUUUCCCCACCUCCGUCCCCAUUUCCCCACCUCCAUCCCCAUUAUCUCACACUCGCCUGACAGGUGACAGGCCCCGCAUGGCCAGUGGCAAGGCACAGAACACCACCGCAGCCACUGCCUUCCAGCCUCUCUCUGCUCCAUUGCCUCACCCACACUCCUCCUUCCAUCUCCAUUGCCUCACCCACACUCCUCCUUCCAUCUCCAUUGCCUCACCCACACUCCUCCUUCCAUCUCCAUUGCCUCACCCACACUCCUCCUUCCAUCUCCAUUGCCUCACCCACACUCCUCCUUCCAUCUCCAUUGCCUCACCCACACUCCUCCUUCCAUCUCCAUUGCCUCACCCACACUCCUCCUUCCAUCUCCAUUGCCUCACCCACACUCCUCCUUCCAUCUCCAUUGCCUCACCCACACUCCUCCUUCCAUCUCCAUUGCCUCACCCACACUCCUCCUUCCAUCUCCAUUGCCUCACCCACACUCCUCCUUCCAUCUCCAUUGCCUCACCCACACUCCUCCUUCCAUCUCCAUUGCCUCACCCACACUCCUCCUUCCAUCUCCAUUGCCUCACCCACACUCCUCCUUCCAUCUCCAUUGCCUCACCCACACUCCUCCUUCCAUCUCCAUUGCCUCACCCACACUCCUCCUUCCAUCUCCAUUGCCUCACCCACACUCCUCCUUCCAUCUCCAUUGCCUCACCCACACUCCUCCUUCCAUCUCCAUUGCCUCACCCACACUCCUCCUUCCAUCUCCAUUGCCUCACCCACACUCCUCCUUCCAUCUCCAUUGCCUCACCCACACUCCUCCUUCCAUCUCCAUUGCCUCACCCACACUCCUCCUUCCAUCUCCAUUGCCUCACCCACACUCCUCCUUCCAUCUCCAUUGCCUCACCCACACUCCCUCUGACAGGUAACAGACCCCACAUGGAAAGUGGCAAGGCACGAAGCACCACCGCAGCCACUGCUGUCCUCAGUGCUCUCACUACACCCAAUCCCUCCCUGCUUCCUUCCAUCCUCAUUGCUUCACACACACUCCCAUCGGCAGGUAACAGACCCCACGUGGCCAGUGGCAAGGCACGGAGCACCGCCGCAGCCACUGCCGUCCUCUGUGCUCUCGCUCCUCACUCUGCCGUUCGACUCUGUCCCUGUCUGGGCGAUAUUCCUCUGCCUCUUUGUUGCUGGCCUCUUCGCCCCGCAAUAAUUUUAGGCAUGUGGAAAUGA